Molecule: messenger RNA, 933 nt
Organism: Rotaria socialis
Lineage: Eukaryota; Metazoa; Rotifera; Eurotatoria; Philodinida; Philodinidae
Source: the annotation of a GenBank genome assembly
AUGGCAACUGGAGUGAACUGUUCUGUGAACGACGAUAUUGGCAUAGUGCAUUCGAAACCAUCACAGAAUUUCGUUGUUAUGAGCUGGAAUGUGUUGCAUAUUAUACACGAGUUGAACUAUGUACCAAACCUCAGCUUAGUGCUUAAUCAUUAUUCAAUUAAUGAAAACUUGUCUAAUGAAAAACUACGACUUCACGACAUUAUAAAAGUAUUAAGAAAGCUAUUAAGUGAUCAUUCCACCAUGGAAUGUUUCAUAUGUUUGCAGGAAGUUCCUGGCGACUUACUCCCAAUGUUAAUUGAAAUGUCUGAUUCCCAUAUUGACUUGGGUUUGACAAGUAAACCAUUGAUUCACAUACACGUUUACUCACGGAAACCAAUGCUUAUGCAUAGACAGGGAGAUUCUCCGUACGUUGACCCGAAUGAAAGUCUUGUUACAAUUCAUUAUAAUCCGUGUUUGGUUUCUUCUACACAGCACAUUUAUCCUGACGAUCGAGUACUCUGGACACCUUGUCCUACAGAUGCUGGUAAAGGUGCUCUUACAUUGAUGACGACAUCUGGACUAACAGUUGUAAAUGUACACGUACCAUAUGACAACCAAGCAGCUACUCUAUUACUGAGCAAUAUACCGUGGUCUGAAAACAGCAACGGGUUUGUGUGCGUUGGUGAUAUGAAUCGCUAUUCAGAAACUCUCAUGAAAAUGAUUGCUGAGGUUACAGCUGAUAAAGAUGGUACUCAUCAAUUAUAUCCUAUCAAAACCGAGAAACCUACUAGAGUUGGUAUGAAACAGGAUGGCACCCACAACAAAACAUUGAUAGAUCAUUUUGUUAUUUCAGCAUCGCUGAAAGGUUUAGUCAAUUAUCCUGCUAUUGUUUUUGAUGACAUUGGUGAUAUUUCUGAUCAUUAUCCAAUUUUACUUGAAUUCAAAGACCAGUAA